AUGGCGAAGCGGUGUAGCAGCAGGGCUGUCAUUCAGAUUUUCCUGACAGGAAUGUGUUUGGCAACAGCAAUAACAGCGUUCACCUUCGCCUUCGUUUUCGAGCAAUUCAUGGAUCAAUUGACGGAAAACUAUCGAGGUGAAUUGCGGUCUGAGAACCUGCCAUGCCUCAGAAGCACGUUAGAUGCCUGUGACAACGCGAUGGUGGAUAAAUGCUGGGAUUACUGCUGCCCGCCAGGCUACUUCUGUUCGCGAUCGCCCAUUGUCGGCUUGUACUGUCAGCACGGCCUUACUUCUUGUGGAGAGUUCAACUGGUGCCGUGACUUCGCAGACAUCUCACGGACAUGUGCCACAUCGGUCUGCAAGACCAACCAGAUGGUGACUCGUGUGACCGCAUGGUCUUACAUCCUUGCGGCCAUUGGCAUUUUCCUAGACCUUGUGGACAUCAUCACCAUUUUUACCCUGCCAGAUGCCGUGGUGUUCAAAGCCGCAACCAACGUGUUCUCCAGCCUUGUGAAGUGGUUGGCCUUUGGCCUUGUGGUUGGCGCUGGUACGCAGGGUUUCAUGGCGGAGCUCGAACAGUUUAGAUGUUUCAACGGCGGUGGCAUGCAACUGGUGGCAGAUGCUGGUGGGCUCUUUGUCUCCUACGCAAUUGUACAAGUUGU
Molecule: messenger RNA, 662 nt
Organism: Symbiodinium pilosum
Lineage: Eukaryota; Dinophyceae; Suessiales; Symbiodiniaceae
Source: the annotation of a GenBank genome assembly